UACACAAAAGAAAAAUAAGAUAUACGCAUAUAAAAACUUGGGACGUACGAUGAGUAAAUAAAAAAGGGUCAUUGACCCUUUCGAACGUAUUAUUUACGAGACUGUACCUUUUUAUAAUUGUUUAUUAUAUCGGACGACUUAAGGCCGAGUUAAAGCUAUUAAAAUGAGAGUUAAAAAGGUACCAUUGCCAUUGUGCGCAAUGGAAAUAUGUGACGAAUAUCAGGAUGAUGACAACCCAAUCGAUAAUUUUGUAGUAGAUUGUAAAUCACCAAAGGAAAACCAAGAAUCUAUUUUCAAUAAACAAGAUAGAUCUAUAAGAAAUGAAAAAUUUUCGGAAAGGAUGGAUCAAGGAUCUAUAUGCGCAGCAAGUAAUCAAGGAUCGAGUUAUGAUCGAAGGAUCGAGCCGAUGGAAAAUCAAGAAUUUCCAACUAUCAUAAAUCAAAGAUUUAUGCCGAUCUAUGAUCAUCCAAGAGUUCCAAUUAAAUUACCAAUUAUGGGAAAUCAAGGAUCGAAACAAAACGAACAUCAUAGAUUCCCAUCAAAUCAAAGAUCAACGACGACUGGAACUCACGAAUUUCCAUCUGAUCAAAGAUCUAUUAUACCGAUUGAAAACGAAGGAUCUACGUCGAAUGAAAACGAAGGAUCUACGUCGAGUGAAAAUGAAAGAUCUACACUGAGAGCUAAGGAAGGAUCCGCGAGGACUCGAAAUCGAAAUUUUGCGAUAAUUAGAGAUAAAGAAUCGUCGAGAAAUUAUGUAUCAUUGGAGAUUGGAAAUCGAAGAUCUAUGCAUAGUGAAAAUGAAGAAUGUAUCUUGCGUAAAAAGCAAGAAUCCUCGUCUCAAAGUGAAGAAUCUCUGUCGCCUAGAAGUCAAGAUUCUGAGCCGAUAAACGAAAAUGAUAAAACUUCAUCGAUUCCUUAUAAUCAUCGACGGGUCAUACCCGUUUCAAAACAGCUUAUGAUUUUGAGACAAAUGUGUAAACAGAAGAAUGAUCCAGCUCGCAACGAAUUUCUUACUCAUCUAUGCAAUUUCAUGGCUAGACGAGGACAACCGAUCUUUCGGAUGCCGACCAUAGCUAAAUCAACAUUGGAUCUUUACGAUCUAUAUAGAGAAGUGGUACAUCGUGGUGGUCUGGUCGAGGUAAUAAACCAAAACCAUUGGCAAGAAAUCAUCAAGAAUAUCAAUUUACCGACUAAAGUAAUUUCGAUUGGUUCCAAAUUGCGUGUACUGUAUAUUAGAUAUCUUUACGAUUACGAAUGCGAAUAUCUCAAUUUAUCGAAUAAAGUUCAACUCUUCGAAGCAAUCGAAUCUAUUCGUCGAAAAAGUAAUUCGACUGAUAAAAACGAGAAUCAAUCGAAAUCAUUAAAUACAGAGGAAGAACGGAGGCAAACACUUUCUUCUGAAUUAAUAGAAACAUCAGAAUUAAAAGAAACACAAGCUUCAACCUGGCAUGAGCCAAAACAAUUAAAGUCUAACGAUUUACCAUGUCAUUCGCAACAUCUAAAUCAAGAACCGAAUUCGUCGUUAAUGCUGCCUAAUUUGAUGUCAUCCAAUUUUGAUUCACGCGUAAUUAAACAGUCGACAGUAUCGACAAUGAACAAGGAAUCAAAUAAAAAAAAUAUGACAAAAGUAUCAUCGUUACAAGCUUUAUCGUCAAGCAUGAACCCAUCAAAAAAUCAUCAACAAUCUGUAACGAUAUCUUCUAACGAAACAAACACGGAUUUCAAUGAACAUCAACGAUUAAACUUUAUUAAACCUAAUAAUAAAAAUAGCGAUAAUCUUCCAACACAUAGUGGCAGUUCUACAAAACCAUCAUUACAAACACCAUCAAAAUUUCCAUCAAAAUCAAUAUUAAAUAUGCGAUUCAAUCCAAAAAAAGAAACAAAAAGCUUAAAUCUUAAAUCGUCUAGAGGUUCAUUGUCAUCUACCAAUAGUGAUAUUGCAAUAGUGAUAGACAUUAAUAAGGAUGAUGAACAAACACCACCCGUCAAAAAAAGACAUCUUGAUAAUAGCUCACCCACUGUCGAACGAAAUCUUAUAACAUCAACGCCUACUUGCAUCAAUAUACAAUGUCGAAAUCAAAAAAAAGAGACCGUACACGUCUGCCUAGAAAUACAAGGUAUCACUUAUCAAGGAAUCCUUUACGCAACGAAUAACUUGAAUCAGACAUUAACGACAUCGGUUAAUAACGAAAAUGACACUACACCGCAGAAAUUAAUGGAAUGAACAAAUAUACAUAAUAA
Messenger RNA from Vespula pensylvanica (western yellowjacket), 2241 nucleotides. Its product is annotated as protein dead ringer-like. Bases 164 to 2224 code for a protein of 686 amino acids. The record is from RefSeq and is a predicted model, not a curated record. NCBI's taxonomy places the organism in Eukaryota, Metazoa, Arthropoda, Insecta, Hymenoptera, Vespidae. The transcript is spliced from 7 exons. Gene Ontology annotation, molecular function: DNA binding. Gene Ontology annotation, biological process: regulation of transcription by RNA polymerase II. Gene Ontology annotation, cellular component: nucleus.